Molecule: messenger RNA, 1244 nt
Organism: Myotis daubentonii (Daubenton's bat)
Lineage: Eukaryota; Metazoa; Chordata; Mammalia; Chiroptera; Vespertilionidae
Gene: HTR1F
Product: 5-hydroxytryptamine receptor 1F
Biological process (GO): positive regulation of MAPK cascade; adenylate cyclase-activating adrenergic receptor signaling pathway
Cellular component (GO): plasma membrane
Molecular function (GO): G protein-coupled serotonin receptor activity
Source: RefSeq, a predicted model, not a curated record
UUUUUCAGCUAUAUUAAUGUUCUCAAACAAAGAAAUGGAUUUCUUAAACUCAUCUGAUCAAAAUUUGACCUCAGAAGAACUAUUAGACAGAAUGCCAUCCAAGAUUCUGGUGUCCCUCACUCUCUCUGGGCUGGCGCUGAUGACCACCACCAUCAACUCUCUUGUGAUCGCUGCAAUUAUUGUGACCCGGAAGCUGCACCACCCAGCCAACUAUUUAAUUUGCUCCCUGGCAGUUACAGAUUUUCUUGUAGCUGUCCUGGUGAUGCCUUUCAGCAUCGUGUACAUUGUGAAAGAGAGCUGGAUUAUGGGGCAAGUGGUCUGUGACAUUUGGCUAAGCGUUGACAUUACAUGCUGCACGUGCUCCAUCUUGCACCUCUCUGCUAUAGCUUUGGAUCGGUAUCGGGCAAUCACAGAUGCUGUCGAGUAUGCCAGGAAAAGGACCCCCAAGAAUGCUGGCAUUAUGAUUACAGUAGUUUGGAUUAUAUCUGUUUUUAUCUCUAUGCCCCCUCUGUUCUGGAGGCACCAAGGAACUAGUAGAGAUGAUGAAUGCAUCAUCAAACACGACCACAUUGUUUCCACUAUUUACUCAACAUUUGGAGCUUUCUACAUCCCAUUGACAUUGAUUUUGAUCCUCUACUACAAGAUAUAUAAAGCAGCAAAGACGUUAUACCACAAGAGGCAAGCCAGUAGGAUUGUCAAGGAGGAGCUUAAUGGUCAAGUUCUUUUGGAGAGUGGUGAGAAAAGCACCAGACUGGUCUCCACAACCUACAUGCUAGAAAAGUCUUUAUCUGACCCAUCAACAGACUUUGAUAAAAUUCAUAGCACAAUGAAAAGUCCCAGGUCUGAAUUCAAGCAUGAGAAAUCUUGGAGAAGGCAAAAGAUCUCAGGAACAAGAGAACGCAAAGCAGCCACUACCCUGGGAUUAAUUUUGGGUGCAUUUGUCGUAUGUUGGCUUCCUUUUUUUGUAAAAGAAUUGGUCGUUAAUGUCUGUGAAAAAUGUAAAAUUUCUGAAGAAAUGUCGAAUUUUUUGACAUGGCUUGGAUAUCUCAAUUCUCUUAUAAAUCCACUGAUUUAUACAAUCUUUAAUGAAGAUUUCAAGAAAGCAUUCCAAAAACUUGUACGAUGUCGAUGUUAGUUUUAAAAAGAUAUAUUAUUAAAAGGUUGUGAUUAUUUUUUUUGAGGUGAAGUAACUAAGUGAAUGCUAAAUGAUAAAGCAUUUAAACUUUUAGAAGGAAAUAAAUUAA